CUCGUCUCCGCUUCUCGUGUCCGGUUCCAGCUAUAUUUUGCUCUCAUGCCGCGCAUUUCUACGCAGCGCGUCGUUGCUCUGCUAGCGGCGCUACUGUUGCUACUCGGGGACGUUGCGGUGCAGCCCGCAUUCGCUGAUCCUUGCAUGGGCACGCUCAACAUCCCAACGGAUAGCGUGCUGGGAUGCACCGUCCACACUGGAAACCUGAUCAUUCAUGCGGCCGCAGUUGCGUCCGACCUCGCGUCGCUCACGACGGUCGUGGGAGAUGUCACCUUUUUCAACUUUGGCCAGCUCCACCUGAUGACCAACCUGACGACCGUCUCGGGAACGGUCACGUUGACCGAGUAUGGCUGCGUCAGUACGCCGUGCCUGGAUCUGGGUUUGCCGGCACUCGAAUCGGUGGGCGGAUCGCUGCGCUUCAACAUUCCCGGGUCCUUGUCCCCCAUGACGGCGGGCCCGUUCCCUGCCCUGAGAGAGAUUGGAGGCGACCUCAAUUUCAAUUGGGCCAAUGUGCCGCAGACGCCCAUUGCCACCAUCGCGGGCUUUUCGCAACUGACCCAAGUCGGAAACACGCUCGUCAUCUCCGGAAUCGACGCUCUGCACACCAUGACCGAUGCCUUUGUCUCGCUGACGCAGGCCGCGACGAUUGCGCUUUCGGCCCUGCCCAACCUUGCGGCGGUCGACGCCUUCCCUAAUCUGCAAGCAGUCGACCAACUCUCCCUGUACACUUUUUCAGCAGAUACGGUCGAGUUCCCAUCCUUGGAAAUCGCCACCAUCUCGCUCAUCCUCUCGGGUGUACAGGCAAACUCUAUCGACUUUGCUCAGCUGGCGCAUGCCGGCUUUCUCAAACUCGCAAGCACCAACCUCACCAACGCCAAUUUCCCCGCCUUGAUCACUGUCGGCUCUGCAGCAAGCCAAACCUAUUACUAUGUGGGCAAUGCCUUGUACAUCCAGGGCAACACUGAGCUGCGGUCGCUUGCAGGAUUUGCGGCGCUGCAAAACGUUAUCGCCGGCAACGUCUAUGUCGGCUCCAACCCGUAUCUGUGCGACUCGUGGCCAACCAACAUCAAUGUGGUGGCGGCGCCCAACACCUACACCUUCGAUCUUGAUGAUUCGAGCCCAUUGUGCGAGUGUGUUCUCAGCAGCCCCGUCCUUGCGCCCAUCGAGCUGAUCAACUGCAAGACGGUUGUCGGUGAUCUCACCUUGUCGGUCGACACAUUCCAAAAUGCAUACUCGAUGCAUGCUCUCAGCACAGUCACAGGAAGCCUGCUGAUCACCGACAUCGAGCUCUUGCUGCCGAGUUUGAAUGUGCUCUCGCAACUGGUGGACAUUGGGGGCGACCUGAUCAUCACGAACAAUGAUCGGCUGCUGUCGACGACAGGACCGGCUCCCGCCGUCCUCCAUGGCUCGUUGAUUGUCCGGAAUAACUCCCGGUUGCAAGACUUGGCCAUUGUCCAUGAGGUCGGCGCGUUUACCGGCUCGGAGUGGUCGGAAGGGUUUUUGAUUGACAUCCAGGACAACCCGGCUCUCGUCACACUGGACGACCUGAGCGCCGUCGCGCAACUCGCAGCGGGUGCCAGCGUUUCCAUUCAGAACAAUGCACAAGUGUGCGAUGCCAACCUUCCGGGCUCCUUCCCGACCCCGACAACAGUCAUGUACACGCCGUGCACCACCACCGCUGAUUUGAACGCGCUGUCCAACAUUACCUUCUCGGACUCGACUGCAAAUCGCUACGUACGCUCUUGGCGGCACAUUGCCGCUGCCAUCAAUAACGGCGUCGUCACUGGAGCGGCGGCAGACGCUGCGGGUGAGAUCUUCCUUGCCGGCUUGACAUCCGUGCUGACGUUCGCGACGGACAACAACCGCGUCCCCGACGGUGUGGCCAUUGUCGAUGUUGCUUGGGCGUGCGACUCUCUUGUUGGAACGCGCGCCCUUGGUGUGCUGCAGCGCCUCAUUGAACCAACCGAAAUCCCGAAAGCUGUCGACACGUUUUACGGAGCGUUGGGUCAGCGCGAGGGCUUGGCCCGAGGCUGCACAGGCACCAUGUUCAACUAUACCCUUGCUUCGUCCUCGUUCAUUGCCCGGCAAGUGAACUCGACCGAUGUUGGCUUUGAGUUUGCGACUCCCAGCGGAAAUGCCCGAAUCAACAUCCCAGCGUCCAUGUCCUCGGUGCUUCCGAGCGAUGCGGAAGGCUGCAAAGGCCAGUCGUUCAUUGUGUACACCAACCCUGUCUUCCCCGAUCCGGCAUUGAGCGGGUUUAGCGGCAAAAAUGCCUCCAGCAUCGUCUCGUUCUCCAUUACUGCUCGCGAGGUUAACCAUCUCCCAGACCCCGUCGAGUUUAGCAUCCAGCUGAACGUCAACUCGGACGAUCUGGUUGGCUCGCCGGUGUGUGCUUACUGGAACUUUACCACAAACCUCUGGGAAACAAACGGCUGCACGCUUGUCCGCGUGGUCGGUCGCAAUGUCACUUGCGCGUGCACGCAUCUGACAAACUUUGCCGUGCUGUUUGGCGGUGCGUCGUCGGAAGCGGCCAAUUCGGAUGCAGUGACGUACGCAGCCUACGCGGGAUGUGCGCUGUCAAUCUUGGGAUCCCUCGCGACGUUUGUGACGUUUGCGCUCUUCCCACACCUCCGCGUCGGCCCUACCAAGCUGGUGAUGCAAUUGUGUGUGGCUCUCAUUGCUACCCACAUCCUGCUCAUCUCCUCGCCGAGCGCUGAGGUUGGCACGGACAGCUGCAAGGCGAUCGCCGUCAUCCUGCACUACUUUUUGCUUGCAGGCUUUGCCUGGAUGCUGUCUCUUGGCGUUUACUUGUACUAUAACGUGGUGCUGUUGCAACGCGAGCUGGACCACCACUUCAAGUGGCACCUGCUCGUCAGCUGGGGCGUGCCACUCCUGGCCGUCGUUUCCUUCAUUAUUGCCGACGAGCGCACCGAUGCGUUUGGCUACGGCAGGGACUCGUGCUGGAUUGACAACACGGGUGCGUUGAUUGGCUCGUUCAUUGUUCCAGUCCUCCUGGUCGUCACCGUCAACCUGGCCAUCUUUGUGCGGGUCUUUGUGCGCAUUCACUCCAUCCGCAACGACAAGACACUCAAGAAGGACUCGACUGCUGUUCAGUUCCGCGUCUACCUCACCAUGCUCACGCUUUUGGGAGCAACCUGGAUUUUUGCCUACUUUGCCCUCGUCGUGGACAACACUGCUGCCUGGGUGAUUUUCAUCAUCUGCUGCUCCUUGCAAGGAUUUUUCAUCUUCCUUGCGUACUGCUGGAAUGACCGCACGGCCAAGGCCUACAAGCAGCUGCUCUUUGCCGGCAAAUACGGCCCUCUGUCGUACAAGAAACGAACUGCCAGCCAGCAACGGCUGCAAAUCUCCUCGAUACCCAAGGCCACCCAGCCAGCUACGUCAGAGAUCGAGAUGAGCACGGAGGUUUCGAUGAGCAAAUCAGCAGAAACAGAGAUGAGCACCCAGCCCGUGUCAGAGUUUACUUCUGUUCACGUGUAACUAUUGUGUUGAUGUUGUUGGUUGAUGUUGUUGCGUUCCUGUUAAGGUUUGUCGUUUUACGUUCAGAGUUAAUGCAUGAGAGUUUUGUCGUUUUGUUGUUGUUUUGUUUUGUUGUUU
This is a messenger RNA of Capsaspora owczarzaki ATCC 30864, 3615 nucleotides long. RefSeq lists its product as hypothetical. Lineage: Eukaryota; Filasterea; Ministeriida; Capsasporidae. Gene Ontology annotation, molecular function: G protein-coupled receptor activity. Bases 46 to 3498 code for a protein of 1150 amino acids. The transcript has 2 exons. The record is from RefSeq and is a predicted model, not a curated record. Gene Ontology annotation, cellular component: membrane. Gene Ontology annotation, biological process: adenylate cyclase-activating G protein-coupled receptor signaling pathway; cell surface receptor signaling pathway.